Molecule: messenger RNA, 1299 nt
Organism: Syngnathoides biaculeatus (alligator pipefish)
Lineage: Eukaryota; Metazoa; Chordata; Actinopteri; Syngnathiformes; Syngnathidae
Product: rho-related GTP-binding protein RhoA-B
Exons: 5
Coding region: 157-738 (193 amino acids)
Biological process (GO): small GTPase-mediated signal transduction; cell migration; stress fiber assembly
Cellular component (GO): dendritic spine; cleavage furrow
Molecular function (GO): GTP binding; GTPase activity
Source: RefSeq, a predicted model, not a curated record
AUUAGUGUCGGCCCGAGUCCGUCGUCCGCUCCGGUCUCUCCCCACCCCCUCACUUCACUUCCCUUCUCUUCAUCCUCCAGCGGCGCACUCAGCGACGGAGGCCAACAAAGCACAACCCGUGAACCGUCCGGAUAAGUUCGAAAACAAUCACCGGUUAUGGCGGCAAUCAGGAAAAAGCUGGUCAUCGUGGGGGAUGGCGCGUGCGGGAAGACAUGCCUGCUAAUUGUGUUCAGCAAGGACCAGUUUCCCGAGGUCUACGUCCCCACCGUGUUCGAGAACUACGUGGCGGAUAUCGAAGUGGACAGUAAACAGGUGGAGUUAGCGCUUUGGGACACGGCAGGUCAAGAAGACUACGAUCGACUGCGCCCUCUCUCAUAUCCAGAUACCGACGUCAUUCUCAUGUGCUUCUCCAUCGACAGCCCCGACAGUCUCGAGAACAUCCCAGAGAAGUGGACCCCAGAGGUGAAACACUUCUGCCCCAACGUCCCCAUUAUCCUCGUGGGAAACAAAAAGGACUUGCGCAACGACGAGCACACCCGCAGGGAGCUUGCCAAAAUGAAGCAGGAACCCGUGAAGCAGGAGGACGGACGGGACAUGGCCAACAGGAUCGGUGCCUUUGGAUACAUGGAGUGCUCGGCCAAAACAAAAGAUGGAGUGAGGGAAGUUUUUGAGAUGGCCACCAGGGCGGCACUACAGGCCCGACGGGGAAAGAAGAGCAACAAAUGUACCCUCCUGUAAACGGAGGUGGCAAGGGACUGUUUCCUCUUUGGCGGAAAAUGGAGCAGAGGGUCAAGUCCCCCCCAACAAACAAACAAAAAAAAAAAACACCCACACAAAAGACUGUUCUCACCAGUUUUUAAAUAUGGUGCAAUGCUUUUACUUUUGUUUGUUUUUUUUUUUUUUUUUGUCUUAAGAUGAAGUAGGUUCUGUCAGUAUUGGAAUUUUUUUUGUACUAAAGCAUCAGUCAAUCGGCCAUGACGAAAGCUCCAGUAUCACAGAUGUGUCACGAGAAGUCAGCAAACCUGCCAACUAGUCAAGUGCUGAAGCCCUCUACGCUGACCCGACGAAUGUUUCCACGGCCAACUCGGGUCAAAAUACCUGAUCACUGUGACUUCUUGAACAAGUUAACGCACACGCGAAGUCGCCGUUUUCUUUGUUUUGUUUUGUUCGGUGCGCUCCGUUGACGAAUUCCCGUGUGCGUCGUGACGACGUGCACGGUAGGAGACUGGAAACUCAAUUUUGUUAACAUGCAAGUGGAAACUUAGUGUUUUGUGUAAUAAAUUACUUUGUAAGAAUCUC